Serendipita indica DSM 11827 is the source of this 1395-nucleotide messenger RNA. The record is from the annotation of a GenBank genome assembly. NCBI's taxonomy places the organism in Eukaryota, Fungi, Basidiomycota, Agaricomycetes, Sebacinales, Serendipitaceae.
AUGGAUAAGACGGAGAUGAUCCAGAAAUCGGCCGUAUACGACGCCAUCGCUACCUAUAAUUCGACACGUCAUAUCCUUCCACCUCUUGAGUCGGUCAAGAGACUGCUCGAAGACAUGCGUGCAGGAGACGUUUGCGCUCAGAUGGAGAAGGUGUCAGACCUCCGUUGGCAAACCACGGUCCCAGGUUCUUCGACCCUCAACUUUCCCUCCUAUAACAUAGACGAUAUGAACGCACAAGUUAUCAAUAUGGCGGCUAGAGGAGACUAUCAAGGUGCUGCACGCUUCGCUUAUGAUUUCUCGCGAAGAGAAGCAGCUAUGGAAGAGCAUCAAAUGAGAACUUCUGCGGACGAAUAUCGACGCAGUUACCUUGAUCCUGCGACUGUAGUGGUGAACAAGGCUAUCUUGGAAUCCCGACCGAUCUAUGCAGAGAUACAAGCGUAUCUCGAGAUUCAAGAUAAACAGCUGGAUGUAGUGAAGACGAUUAGGGCAUUGGAGCAGGUCUCAUCUAACAUUGAAUGUGGGGUGAAGCUGCUGGAGCAACUAGACGACGAGAAGAGCGCACAAGAGUUCGGGCGACGUAUCAAGGAAGCCACGAACCGUCAGCAAUUCAUUGAAGUGUCACAGCUUGAGGAUCAGAAAAAUGGUCGCGGCUACCAAGUCAAUGCGGUGCGCACCUCUCGAAAGGUUGCACGACGGGCCCCUUUCUUCAACCUUGCGAUUUCUCGGAUCAACAAAGCUCUCUCUGAAAUUGACAAGGAUCAAUCGGCUCUCAAAGAGCAAUUGAAGGAGCUGUUCAGAACCAUUCCCGAGACCAUCUCGCUAGACCAGGAGGAAGCUCGUGCCCGGGCGGGUGAUACCUCGCCCUCAAAGAUUCCACUCCCAAGCAAGGAACUCUUCAAUCAAAUAUCUGAUCUACAGUCAUCCGUGGUCUCCAUCAACGCUACAUCUCUCGAUCUACGCUCCCUCAUGAAGGAUCUGCAGCGUCAGCAACUCGAGGAGAGAGCGGAAGAUCAAGUGGCCCAGCUCACACUGAGGAAAAUACGAGCAGGACGGUUCCUCGGUGUGUAUGCUGGACCUGUCCGGGAGCUGCAGGACCGAGCAAGCAAUGAAAUUGCGGAGCUGGAAAGAGCGUUCGAUGGGUUCUAUCAAAGUGACUUGAUGGAAAUGGGCGCAAUAAUAGGACCAGUAAAUGCGUUCAUCUCGAGAUAUAAAUCUCGGGAGGCACUCGUUAUGCGGAGAAUAGGGACUACUGCGGAUCCUGCACCAAGCCCUGCACCAUCGAGCUCUCUCGCCGCUCGUAGCACUGGUGCUGCGAAUCCAACGAUAGAAGGCCUACAGCACCUCUCCCAGCAGCAAUAUAAAACCGAACCAAAGUCAUUGGGCGACACCACCUAG